Molecule: messenger RNA, 1202 nt
Organism: Panicum virgatum (switchgrass)
Lineage: Eukaryota; Viridiplantae; Streptophyta; Magnoliopsida; Poales; Poaceae
Product: heavy metal-associated isoprenylated plant protein 3-like
Exons: 3
Coding region: 11-847 (278 amino acids)
Molecular function (GO): metal ion binding
Source: RefSeq, a predicted model, not a curated record
ACCAGGUGAUAUGCUGCUCAUCAUCUAUCGGUGCCGCCUGCCAGGUGUGGAGGGCGUGGCGAUGGAGGUGGACAAGGGCACCAUGACGGUGGUCGGCCGCUUCGACACCAAGAAGCUGCGGGACCGCGUCGCCAACAAGACCAGGAAGAAGGUCGACCUCGUCGGCAACAACAAUGCCGGCAACAAGGGCGGGGGAGGAGGAGGCGGCAAUAACAACAAGGGAGGAGGAGGCGGCGGCGGCAACCACCAGAAGGGCGCCGCCAGCGAAGAGGACGGCAAGCCGGAGAAAGAUCACGACGGCGACAAGGAAGACAAGUGGAAGGGCAAGGGUGAUCACAAGGAGGAGGACAAGGGGAAGGACAACAAGGGCGGCGGCGGCGGCGGCAAUGGUGAAGGAGGGAAGGGAAAGGGCGGCGGCAAGGACAACAAGAAGCCCGCGGUGCCGGUGGUCGGGACGGUGGUUCUCAAGAUCGGCUCCACGGGGCUUCACUGCGAAGGCUGCAUGAACCGCAUCCGCAGCAAGCUCUUCAAGAUCAAAGGCGUGGAGCAGGUGAAGAUGGACGUGGCCAAGAACCAGGUGACGGUGACGGGGACCAUGGACGCCAAGGCCCUGCCGGAGAAGCUCCACAAGAAGCUGCGGCGCCCCGUGGACGUGGUGCCGGCCAAGGAGGUCAAGGACAAGGACGGAAAGCAGCAGGACGGCGGCGGCAAGGACAAGGACGCGGCGACCAAGAAGCUGACGGCGGAGCUGGAGGCGUGGAAGGCCGCCUUCUACGACCAGCAGUCCCUGACCAACGCCGAGUUCAUGCUCAGCGACGAGAACCCAAAUGCCUGCGCGGUCAUGUGAUUGCUCUGUUCGAUUGAUCCGAUGGAUUCUGUAGGUAGCUAGGAUUCGGAGAACUGAGCCGGACUGACGGUCACAGUCACGGGCUGGUGAAAUAAUCACAGUAGUGAUGCUGAGAAACUAGUGAUAGAUAGUUACAUAGACAGACAGAUGCAGAAUUGCAGAGUGCAAGUUGCAAACUUGUAGACUAUUUCAGCUGAAGUUGGAGCUGAUCACUGCUCUUUUGGGGACUGAUGCUGAUGCAUAUAGUGUAGUGAGUGGUCUUGGAAGAUACUGUAGUAUCUUCUGCUUAUCCUUUUGUGGGGGAUCUGGUAGUGAUUUGUUAUGGACGAGGGGAAGAAAACUUUGUAGCCUGAAA